Molecule: messenger RNA, 3357 nt
Organism: Falco peregrinus (peregrine falcon)
Lineage: Eukaryota; Metazoa; Chordata; Aves; Falconiformes; Falconidae
Gene: PRICKLE2
Product: prickle planar cell polarity protein 2
Exons: 8
Coding region: 596-3103 (835 amino acids)
Molecular function (GO): zinc ion binding
Source: RefSeq, a predicted model, not a curated record
GGAGCGCAAUGCAACAGCAGAGCCCCGCGUCGCUCCCGCACCAGCAAUUAUUCUCCACGGGCUGCAUCUCUCCUCGUUAAUGCCUUGUGCUCGGAGAGCAAAUUGGACAUCCUCUUGCCACCUCGAAGGGUCAUUUAGCGAAAGGCGGGCUGGAGGGGGGAGCUGCUGGAUUCAUUUGGAUUGGGAGCAGAGAGGGGGGCACCCUCCAGAGCUGGAUUGCAGAGCGAGGCAAUUUAAGCCAAAGCUUAAGGCGCGGGGCAGGAAUGGCAUGUUUUUCCACGGCAGGUUUCCUUCGGAGCCGUGCCGCGGUCGGUGCGUGCCUCCUCUGAAAGGCUCCGACAAAAGCCCAUCUGGCGGCAGCCCCUGGCUGCGUGCAGCGGGGCGGUGGGCUGCGCCGGGGGAGUGUGGGAUGCUUUAUGGCACUGCGGUGCUUGGGCUGGUCCUGGGAGCAGCCCACCAGCCGAAAGGCGACCGGCGUAACUAGGACGGCUCAGCAUCCUGCUGGAUUUUUCCCUCCUGCACUGUCACCGUCAGUGGGAACAGGAAGAUUUGCCUUCACUGUAAGUGCUCCCAGGAAGAGCACAUCGUAACAGUUAUGCCUCUGGAGAUGGAGAAGACAGUCACGAAGCUCAUGUUUGACUUCCAGAGGAAUUCAACUUCUGACGAUGACUCGGGCUGUGCCUUGGAGGAGUAUGCAUGGGUCCCCCCCGGCCUGAAGCCUGAGCAGGUGCACCAGUACUACAGCUGCCUGCCUGAGGACAAGGUCCCCUAUGUCAACAGCCCAGGAGAAAAAUCUCGCAUAAAGCAGCUUUUGCACCAGCUGCCACCGCACGACAAUGAGGUUCGCUAUUGCAAUUCGUUGGAUGAAGAGGAGAAGAGGGAGCUCAAACUCUUCAGCAACCAAAGGAAGAGGGAAAAUUUAGGGAGAGGCAAUGUCCGGCCAUUCCCUGUAACCAUGACGGGAGCCAUCUGCGAGCAGUGUGGCGGCCAGAUCAACGGGGGGGACAUGGCCGUCUUCGCCUCGCGAGCGGGGCACGGCGUCUGCUGGCACCCUCCCUGCUUCAUCUGCAGCGUCUGCAACGAGCUGCUGGUCGACCUGAUCUACUUCUACCAAGACGGGAAGAUCUACUGUGGCAGGCACCACGCCGAGUGCCUCAAGCCCCGCUGCGCAGCGUGCGACGAGAUCAUUUUUGCUGACGAAUGCACCGAGGCCGAAGGGCGGCACUGGCACAUGAAGCACUUCUGCUGCUUUGAAUGCGAGACGGUGCUGGGAGGGCAGAGGUACAUCAUGAAGGAUGGCAGGCCGUACUGCUGCAGCUGCUUUGAGUCCCUCUACGCCGAGUACUGCGACACCUGCGCCCAGCACAUCGGUAUUGACCAGGGCCAGAUGACGUAUGACGGCCAGCACUGGCACGCCACUGAGACCUGCUUCUGCUGCGCGCAGUGCAAGAAGUCUCUGCUGGGACGACCCUUCCUGCCCAAGCAGGGGCAGAUCUUCUGCUCCAGGGCUUGCAGCGUUGGCGACGACCCCAACGGCUCCGACUCCUCCGACUCUGCUUUCCAGAGCGCACGAGCCAAGGAGUCCCGCCGCAGUGCCAAGAUCGGCAAGAACAAGGGGAAGGGCGAGGAGGGGGCACGCAGCCCAUGCAACCAGUUGCAGGUCACCUCCAACCGCCUCUCCACUGACGUGGACCCGCUGUCCCUGCAGAUGGAUUUGCUGAGCCUGGCCAGCCAGACGCCGAGCCUCAACAGGGACCACCUGUGGAGGAGCCGGGACGAGCUCUAUCACUACGGGAGCAAAAUGGAGCAAAGUCAGUCCCAAAGCCCUCUGCAGCUUCUCAGCCAGUGCAACAUAAGGACCUCCUAUAACCCCAGCCAGGUCCCGAGCUCGCAGCCGGAUUUAUGGGCGAAACAUUUCAGCAACCCAAAGAGGAGCUCCUCGCUGGCGAUGAAGAGCCAUGGUGGCAGCUUCAUCCAGGACUGCAGAGAGGACUAUUACUCAGGGAGACUUCGCUCACAGGAAAGCUACAGUGACAUGUCCAACCAGAGCUUCCCUGAGACCAGAGGAAGUCUCAAAGUCCCCAAGUACGAAGAGGAAGAGGAAGGUGGGAUGCCGACACCGCAGUGCCGCACCCGGCACCCCAUCAAUGCCCUCAAGUUCACAGAGGACCUGACACCCACCGAGCAGACUCCCCGUGGCUCCAUGGAGUCCCUCGCGCUCUCCAACGCAACAGGCCUCUCAGCAGAUGGUGGAGCCAAGCGCCAGGAGCAUCUCUCCAGGUUCUCGAUGCCUGACCUGAGCAAAGACUCAGGCAUGAACGUCUCGGAGAAGAUGAGCAACAUGGGGACCCUGAACUCCUCCAUGCAAUUUCGCAGCGCCGAGUCCGUCCGCAGCCUGCUGUCGGCGCAGCAGUACCAGGACAUGGAGCCGAACCUGCACGGCCUCGCCAGCCCCCUUGGGUACCGAGAGCGGCCGUCGCACGGGCAGAUGCACCAGAGCUUCGACUACGGUAGCGGGGUGCCCGGGGGCAAGCUGGGGGCGCAGGAGGGCUCGAGGCACACCCCCAUGAGCGAGCGCACACGCCGGCGAACUAACCUGCGGGAUGAUGACCGGCAUUACCGCCCGCACCGGCCCCGGCGGUCUCGCCGUUCCCGGUCGGAUAACGCCCUGCACCUGGCCAGUGAGCAGUGCUGCCGGCUGAAGGAGAGACCCUUGCUGCGAGCCAGGGAAGACUACGACCAGUUCAUGCACCAGAGGAGCUGCAGAGAGACAGUGGAGCAGGGUCCCCGCAGGGACGUCUAUGGCCACUGUCCCCGGACGGUGUCGGAUCUCGCCUUGCAGAACCACUUGGGCGAGAGGUGGGGGCCCUACUUCGCUGAAUACGACUGGUGCUCGACCUGCUCAUCCUCUUCGGAGUCCGACAACGAGGGCUAUUUCCUCGGGGAGCCAAUUCCCCAACCCACCCGCCUCCGGUACGUGACCAGCGAGGAGCUCCUGCACAAAUACGGCUCAUACAGCGUGCCCAAGUCUUCCACGCUGGGUGGCAGGGGACAGUUGCACAGCCGGAAAAGACAGAAGAGCAAAAACUGUAUCAUAUCCUAAUGGCAUCCUUGCUAGGCACCUUGGGAGAAUGUAAAUUAACUCACAAACUUGCACUGUUUUAGAUCAUGUAAGUGCUUUUAUUGUAACAAAAAAGACCUAAAGAGUAGGGAUUUGUAAGGAGGUUGUAGACUGGCUUCUAUAAAUAGUCAUAAUCCUGGGCACGGUGAAUAUAUUUUGCACAUCUUUCUUUGGAGGAAAAAAAAAAAAAAAGUUCACUUUAGCCUGUAAUAUUUACCCAGUAGUUUUUCCUCUUU